Molecule: messenger RNA, 1206 nt
Organism: Lodderomyces orthopsilosis Co 90-125
Lineage: Eukaryota; Fungi; Ascomycota; Pichiomycetes; Serinales; Debaryomycetaceae
Gene: FOX3
Product: Fox3p
Exons: 1
Coding region: 1-1206 (401 amino acids)
Biological process (GO): fatty acid beta-oxidation; phenylacetate catabolic process
Cellular component (GO): peroxisome
Molecular function (GO): acetyl-CoA C-acyltransferase activity
Source: RefSeq, a predicted model, not a curated record
AUGUCUCAAUACAAACAAAAAAACCCAGAUGAUGUUGUCAUCGUUGCUGCUUAUCGUACCGCAUUGACCAAAGGUGGUAGAGGUAGUUUCAAAGAUGUUGGUUCCGACUACAUUUUAAAAGAGUUGACUGAGCAGUUUAUCAAGAAGACAAAAUUAGACCCUUCUCUUGUUCAGGAUGUUGCAAUUGGUAAUGUCUUGCAUUCAAGGGGUGGAGAUUUUGAACACCGUGCGGCAUUGAUGGCUGCCGGUAUCCCUUAUACAAGUGGAUUCGUUGCUAUCAACAGAUUUUGUUCAUCUGGUUUGAUUGCUGUUUCCCAGAUUGCCAACAAAAUCAAAACUGGGGAGUUGGAAUGUGGUCUUGCUGGGGGAGUCGAGUCUAUGAGUAAAGAUUAUGGUCCAAAUGCCAUAAUCAAGUACGACCCCGCAUAUGCUGACCACCCCGAAUUUCAAAAAAAUCAAAUUCCAAUGGGAAUCACAAACGAAAAUGUUUGUGAUAAAUUUGGUAUUCCAAGAGAGGCUCAGGACCGCUUUGCCGCUUCAUCAUUCAACAAGGCAGAAGCUGCUCAAAAUUCAGGAAAGUUUAAGGAUGAAAUUUUGCCAAUAGAAGCUUUUAUUGAAGAUGAUGAAGAAGAAGAUGAAGAUGGUGAACCUAUUGAAAAGAAAAUAACUGUUACAGAGGAUGAGGGAAUUCGAAAGGGAGUUACACCAGAGAAGUUGGCUAAAAUUAAACCAGCCUUUAAAAAGGAUGGUUCAACUUCCGCUGGUAAUGCAUCACAAGUCACCGAUGGGGCUGCCUUGGUAUUGUUGAUGAGAAGAUCAUUUGCCGAGAAACAUGGAUACCCCGUCCUUGCUAAAUACGUUGGUUGUUGGGUCGCUGGUGUUCCACCUGAGAUUAUGGGUAUUGGUCCUGCUGUUGCUAUUCCAAAGGCUUUACAAAAGACUGGUCUUAAAGUUGAUGACAUCUCUGUUUUUGAAAUCAAUGAAGCUUUUGCUGGUCAAUGUUUGUACUCCAUUCAAUCUGUUGGAAUCCCAGAAGAGAAAGUAAACUUAAAUGGUGGCGCUAUUGCUUUAGGUCAUCCUAUGGGAGCCACUGGUGCUAGACAAUAUGCUACUAUCUUGCCAUUGUUGAAACCAGGUGAGAUUGGUUUGACUUCUAUGUGUAUUGGAACUGGUAUGGGAGCUGCUUCCAUCAUUGUUAGAGAGUAA